This is a messenger RNA of Necator americanus (New World hookworm), 363 nucleotides long. RefSeq lists its product as uncharacterized. The coding region runs from base 1 to 363 and encodes 120 amino acids. The transcript has 3 exons. NCBI's taxonomy places the organism in Eukaryota, Metazoa, Nematoda, Chromadorea, Rhabditida, Ancylostomatidae. The record is from RefSeq and is a predicted model, not a curated record.
AUGAGGAACCCAACGGAGGGCACGCAAAUGAGUUUGGAGCAGGAGGAAAGCAAGUUGGAGGAAUUCCGCAUAAUGAUGGACGAUUUGGCACGAAAUGUUGAAUGGCUCGCUGUCCUGAUGUAUCUUCGGUCGGCCGUCCUCAAGCGAAAACUCCUAUACCGAAGCUGCAACUUCGGCAUAGGACGUGCACAUCUACGCAAAGAAGAACAGGCUAAACGAAAGCUAACGCUGGAUACUACGGACUGCGCGCAAGACGAGAGUGACGCGUGUGCUUGUCCAACAAGCGAAGAUUGGAUGCAUACUGAAUGCAUCAGCAACGUUUGCAAUGGAGAUGGUACCGAGCUGGAAGGAAAUGAUGUUUAG